Peromyscus leucopus (white-footed mouse) is the source of this 3207-nucleotide messenger RNA. RefSeq names its product ankyrin repeat and SOCS box containing 3 (gene Asb3). Gene Ontology annotation, biological process: protein localization to T-tubule; regulation of cardiac muscle contraction; intracellular signal transduction. Bases 371 to 1996 code for a protein of 541 amino acids. Gene Ontology annotation, cellular component: cytoplasm; T-tubule. The record is from RefSeq and is a predicted model, not a curated record. NCBI's taxonomy places the organism in Eukaryota, Metazoa, Chordata, Mammalia, Rodentia, Cricetidae. The transcript has 12 exons. Gene Ontology annotation, molecular function: protein binding.
GUCGUGGGUCGGUAGCCUACGGAAGCCCGCGCUUGGGUCGCCUUGCACUGCGUUGGGCCGUAGCAUCUUAGCGGUUUUACUCAAAAACGGAGGUCUGGGACCUAACGCCGGUUGAGCGGGUCUGGGAGCGGGCCCUUGGGAGAAGCGGCACGGCGAGUGCCUUCAAAGGACAGAAGAGGAUAUUGGAUCCUUUGGAAUUGGAGCUACAGAUUUCUGCUCUGAGUUUUUACCUCUAUGACUUCUGCUCCAAUUCCUGCCCUGGCUUCUCUCAGUGAUGUCUUAUAAGCUGUGAGCUGAAAUAAAUUCUUUCCUUCCCAACUUACUUUUGGUCAUGGCACUUUGUCACAUUAAUGGAAACCUUAACUAAGACAUGACUGGAUUAGAUAGAAAUGAAGACCUUGCAAGACUGAUCAAAAGGAUGGAUUUUACAGAGGCUUACUCAGGCACGUGCUCUACAGUUGGACUUGCUGCCAGAGCAGGCAAUGUUAAAAUUUUACGGAAACUGCUCAAAAAAGGUCGAAGUGUGGAUGUUGCUGAUAACAGGGGAUGGAUGCCAAUUCAUGAAGCAGCUUAUCACAACUCUGUAGAAUGUUUGCAGAUGUUAAUUCAUACAGAUUCAUCUGAAAACUACAUUAAGACAAAGACUUUUGAGGGCUUCUGUGCAUUACAUCUUGCUGUGAGUCAAGGACACUGGAAAAUCACACAGAUUCUUUUGGAAGCUGGAGCAGAUCCUAAUGCAACCACUUUAGAGGAAACCACACCAUUGUUUUUAGCUGUUGAAAGUGGACGGAUAGAUGUGCUAAAGCUGUUGCUUCAACAUGGAGCAAAUGUUAAUGGAUUCCAUUCUAUGUGUGGAUGGAAUUCCUUGCACCAGGCUUCUUUCCAGGGAAAUGCUGAGAUUAUAAAACUGCUUCUUAAAAAUGGAGCAGACAGAGAAUGCCAGGAUGACUUUGGAAUCACACCCGUGUUUGUGGCUGCUCAGUAUGGGAAGCUAGAGAGCUUGAACAUUCUUAUUUUAUCUGGUGCAAAUAUCAAUUGUCAAGCCUCGGACAAAGCUACUCCCUUGUUUAUUGCUGCACAAGAGGGUCAUAUAAAAUGUGUGGAACUUUUGCUGUCCAGUGGGGCAGAUCCUGAUCUUUACUGUAAUGAAGACAAUUGGCAAUUGCCUAUUCAUGCUGCUGCACAAAUGGGCCAUACAAAGAUCUUGGACUUAUUAAUACCACUUACUAACCGCGCUUGUGACACUGGACCUGACAAAGUGAGCCCGGUUUACUCUGCAGUGUUUGGAGGACGGGAAGAGUGCCUGGAAAUACUACUGCAGAAUGGCUACAGCCCAGAUGCUCAGAUGUGCUUGGUCUUUGGAUUCAGUUCCCCUCUGUGCAUGGCUUUUCAAAAGGACUGUGACUUCGUUGGAAUUGUGAACAUUCUUUUGAAGUAUGGAGCCCAGUUAAAUGAACUUCACUUGGCAUACUGCCUCAAGUAUGAGAAGUUUUCAAUGUUUUGCUGCUUUUUAAAGAAAGUUUGCCUGUUGGCUCCUUGGAAUCAUACAUCUGAAUUUAUAAGUUAUGCAGUUAAAGCACAAACAAAAUAUAAAGAAUGGCUGCCACAUCUUCUGCUUGCUGGAUUUGACCCAUUGACUCUGCUGUGCAGCAGCUCUUGGGUUGAUUCAGUCAGCGAUGACAUCCUUGUUUUUACUUUGGAAUUUUCUAAUUGGAAGAGACUUCCACCAGCUGUUGAAAAGAUGCUCUCUGUUCGUGCAAACUCCUCUGGGGCUCUUCAGCAACAUAUGGCCUGUAUUCCAUGCCUGACCCAUCUCUGUCGUUUGGAAAUUCGGGCCUGUCUAAAAGCAGAACACCUUCGUUCUGACAGUUUCAUCCAUCAGUUGCCACUUCCCAGAAGUCUGCAGACCUAUUUGCUCUAUGAAGAGGUUUUAAGGAUGAAUGAAAUUACAAGACCAGCAGCUAUUCAUAAUAGAGGAAUCAGUGAGGCCACCUGACAGCUCAUUUUUUAGUUUAGUCAUAAAAGGUGACUUGUGUGGUUGUUUGGACUUGGGGGUAAUAGGAAAUGGUAACUAGUCUUCCCAAUUCCCCUCCUCCCCAAUAUUGUGAACCUUAUUCAUCCUGCUUUACAUAGUUUUGUCUCCAGUGCACUUUGUUGUAUAGUAUUUGUUUCCUUGACCAUUUUCUGUUUUAUUAUGCUAAUAAGCUAUGAUGCUGCUAUAGUGCUAGAUGUGACAUCUUUCCACUUAAGAUUCAUGUUCACCUGUACUCGAAGCUAAGGAUGGAAGUCACAAACUUCCCAGGAAGAAUAUAUAACAACUGUGCCUUUCAAUCACUUACCAUUGUUAUUAUUUUAUUUAAGAAUUAAUAUCGCCUGUGUUUAUAAAAAGAAAUAUUCCUGUGUUUUCAUAGUGUUCUUAAUUCAGACAUAUUUAUGAGGUGUUGUUAUUCUUGCAUUUUCACAUGUAAACUCAGGGCAAAGGUUUUUUGUUUUUUUUUUUAAGAGCAUAGAUUUCAGUCAUAUUGCUGGUCUCCCACUUCCUAGAGCCUUUUUUUAUACUUUUUGCCAAAAAUAUAGCCCAUUUUUAGUCUUUAGCAAAGACAAGAACACACCUAAAUUCAAAGGCAUAAUCAAUAUAAAAAAUGUCAUUUUAGAAGUAUUGUACUCCACUUAGAAUAUUAAUAAGGAAACAUAAAAGGAGCAUUGCAGUCAUUGUGUGCUAAAUAUAGCAAUCAGGCUUCAUUCAGCUCCAGAAAAAGAGGGCAGCUUUUUUCCUAUGAAUAGCCAAUAAUAUUCUAUUAAUACAAUAUUUUUCCUUCUUAAUAUCUAGAUGUAUUUUUAGAACAUUGAUGAAAUAAAGACCUCAGAAUCCUGCCUUGUAAGUUUUUACAAUUGCUUUAUCUAAACCUCAAGUCAAGAAAAAUCAAACAUCAUCAAGACAUUUGUCUGAGAGACUUGAAACUAGCCUUGGGAGGAAGAUACUAAUGUGUUGCAGUCAUGAUAGGCAGCAUAGGCUGGUUUCUACAGGAGGCAGGCCUUCAUUUCUUCAUAGCAAUCUCCUGUGCUUAGAUAGAUUUUCUGGGCUCAUCUCUGACUGUCUCAUCUCUUACAUUCAAGUCUUGUUUGAUAUGGAUAUAAAGUUUGGUAUUGAAAAAUGAGGCAGAAAUUCUGAUUAGUUCAAUUUAAUAAAGAUAUUCCAAAAUUGUA